AUGAUUAAAAAAAUAAUAAAAAAUUUAAGUAUUUUAAAUGAAAACAAAGAUGAUAAUUUUAGUCACAUUGAAAAUAUAUUAAAUCUUAUUGAAGCAAUAAUUAUACAUGAAAAUUCUUAUAGGAAGUACGUAAAUAUAUUAAAUGAAUUAACUACAUUAUGCUAUGAAGAUCCAAUAAAUUUCAGAAAAUUAUUAUUCGUUAAAAGCGAAAAGUUGGAUGAUCAGAAAAAGAAGGUAAAUCAAAUAAUAGACAGGAUAUUAAUAGUUUUAGAGAAAUAUGAAGAUUCAAGAAAUACUUUUAUUUAUGCUAUUACAAAGCUAGUAUUGAUUAAUGAUUUUAAUUUAAAUAUAAGUAUUUUGCGUGUAUUAUGUAAUUUAGAAUUAAAUGAAGAAUACAAAUAUUAUAUUUAUUCUGUCUUUGAAGAAAUAAUAGCAUCAAUUAUACUUAAUUCAGUUGAAGAAGAAACAUUAGAUAAUAUUUUUAAAGGGCUAUGCUAUUUACCAAAGGAUAAAUUUAUUGCUGGGUGUUUCAAUAGCUGUAUACAUAAAGUUAUUCAAAUUUUAAGAAAUUCAUUUAAUGAAAACAUUUUAGGAUUUUUAUCAGUUUUAACGUUAGAUAAGGAAAACUGUUUAAUUGCAUAUGACGAAGGGCUUCUAAAAAUAUUAACUGAGGAAAUUAGAAAAUAUAAAGAUUACGAUUUUGAUGAUAUUCCUAAUUAUUUUAAGGAUAUUUAUAUUAUAGUUUCACAAUUAUGUAGUCAUUAUUUUAAGCAUUGCGAAAUUUUAACAAAAGAUAAAAUACAUAUGAACUUUUUUUAUAAAAAGAUAAAAGAAAUAAUAAAUGUGAACAAAAUGGAAAUUUCUAAAAAAAAAUCAUUUUUUUGUAAUAUAAUAAUUUACAUAUUAAAUAAUAUUUGUAAAUUUAAUGAAAAAUCUCUAUUGGAAUUGUGCAAUACAUACCAUUUUGUUGAUAUGUUGCUAAUUUGUAUAAAAAUGGAACUGGGGAACCCUUAUUUAUUAAGUGCUAGUUUAGAUGGGUUAUUGGUUGUUUUAAAAAAUCAAGAAACAUAUAAAAGCAAUAUUGAAUAUAUAUUGAAUAAUACAAAUAAUUUAAAAAUAUUAUUACCCUUUUUAUUUGGACAUAAAUAUAAUAAUAUAUUUAAUUUUUAUUAUAAAUCUGAUGAUGAAAUAGAAUUAUACUUACUUGAUGUUGUAAAAUAUACUUUAGAUAUUAUUGCUUUUUUUUUUUUAAAAGAGGUAGACAAAUUUUCAAUUAAAGUUAAAAAAGAGUUCAGGAAUAGCGAUAUUAAUUACUUUUUGUUAGUAUGUUUAGAAAAAAAAAAUGAAGAAAUAAUUAUAAGAAUGCUAAAAUGCAUUUAUUUAAUUCCUUUUAAUGAUUACAAGCACAUAGAAUUGCAUAAAAUUUUUUUUAUUUUACAUGAAAAAAAUAUUAUUGUAAAUGAUAAAUGGAAGGAAAUUUAUUAUUACUGUAUAAAGAUAUUUAUAAAAGUUUUGAGAAAUGAAGAAAUUAAAAGAAUUGUAGAAUAUUAUAAUUUUAAAAAUACUAUUAUAAGUAUUUUACGUAUUAUGAAUCAAUUUUUAUCAAGAAUAAUUAUAUUACAAAAAAAAAAUGAAUAUCUAAUUUCAAAAAAAAAGAUAGGAGAAGAAAAUGAUAAUGAAUUGGAUCAGGAAGAGAAAGUUGAUUUGAAUAAAAUAAGUGUAGAACUUUUAAAUAUUUCUUCACGAUAUACUGACUUACGUCCUUUUAUGAGAAAUAAUUCAGUAACAUAUUAUUUUUUAGAAAUUUUAUCAAAUGAAGAUAACUUAUUUAGUGAAUUUAACAUUGAUUAUGAUAUAUUAAUUGAAAAGACUUGGUGUGGUAGUAUUGAAAAUAUGUUUAAAACUUUAAUGAAACAAAACAUAAAAAAAAAUAAAAAAGUUUGUUUACGCCUUUUAAUUAAUAUUGCUGAUAUAUUUAGCGGUUACUUUUAUUCAUUUAAAAGCAGCGUGAAUACAAAUAUAUUUAGAUUAUGCAAUCGUGAGGAAAAACAAUGGAAUAAAAAAAAAAUAUUAGAAUAUUUUUUUUUAAUGAAUGAUGAUGACCGUUUAGAUUAUAAAGAACAAGUUUACAUAUUUUUAAAACAUUAUAUGGGAAACCUAUUUUCUCUAUUAGAUAUAUUUAUUCAAAAUGAUAUUUUUAAAGGAUUAAAAAAAGAUCUACAAGAAGGCUAUUUUCCUGGGAUAUUAAAAUAUAACAAAUUAAUAUAUGAAAAAAAGAUAAGUAAAUUAAAAUUAAAAGAAAAGGAGAUAAAAGAGAAAAUUGAAAAUGCUAAAAUGAAUAAAAAUAUUUCACAAUAUAAGCGCUCAUAUAAAGAACUUCAAAAUAUCAACGAUAAAAAAAGGAGACUUUUUUUAAAAUUAGAUAAUAAUAACUUUUUGCAAACAUUUGAUUUAUUUGUUGACAAUGAAAUAGAUAAUAAUAUAGAAUUUAUGUUUGAUAUACCUAAAGUUGUGAAAAAAAAAAAGACAAUUAAAUAUUUAAAUACCAAGUAUAGAAACAAAACAGAUGAAGACGUGAUUGCUCUAAAAAAAAAAGUAGAUAAUUUUGAAGUUAACUUAGAUGCAGAUGAAAAAAAAAAUAAUAACAAUAUUAAUACAACUGAUUAUUUGAAUAAUUAUAACGAACUUGAAAAUAACGAAAAUAGUACAAAAAAUAAUUUAAAUCCUGAAGAAGAAAAAUGUAUAAAACAAAAUGUAAAAAAUUCAUUAGAUAAUUCAUAUUCAUCCUAUGGUGAUUCUUCAUCAAGUUCAUUAGCUGAAGAAAAUCCUAAUGAAACUGUAUUAGAUAAAAUUUCAUCUCAUCUUUUGAGUUUUGAUAGAGAAAUUGUCUAUGAGCAUAAGUCUAAUAAUUUUAAUAUAUUGUUAUUCAAUAAAAGAGGAGUCUUUAUUAAUAGUAGUAGAGGAGAAGUGAACGAAGCAUAUAUAUUAUAUUCUGCUUUAAGAAUUUUUUAUACUUUAAUUAUAAAUAACAUAAAUAAUGAAAAUUAUUUUAAAUUAAAAGAAUAUUUAGUAAGAAUAAAUGUAAUAAAAACUCUACUGAACUUUUUAAACCAGUGCAGCUUUUAUGAUUGUAAUGUUUUUGCACAUUUUCUUCGUUUAUAUAGUGAAAUUUUUAAAAAUAAUAUAACAGCUGUAGAAUCUAUGAAUAUGUUAAUUUUCUACAAUAUAUUGUUUUAUUAUUUUAAAAUUAUGUCUAGGGAAUUUAUAAAAAAAAUUAUAAGCAGUGAAUAUAUUUUAUCAUAUAAGGAACAAUAUUUUUUUGCUGAGCUGUCACAACUUUUCUAUUAUUUUACACAAAAAAUUAUAUAUAUUCAAUUUUCUCAAUAUAAUGAAAUACAAAAAUGGUGUGUUGACUGUUCUUUAUUUCAUUUUUUUUAUAAAAAUAAUAUUUUAUUAUUAUUGUAUUUAUUUAUUUAUAUUCAUAAUGUUCACUAUGGGUCAGUAUAUGCUUCAUAUAUUUAUCAUAAAAGAAAUUUUCAUUUUAUUCAUACAAUGUUUUUUUAUACUUUAUUUUCUUUAUCUUAUUUAAUGUGCUUCUCCAAAAAGUUGAAAUAUUUUAUAUUAUACUUUAUAAAUUAUAAGAGAUAUAUACAUAAAGUAUUAUUUAGGAAAUCCAUUAUUCAUGCUCUUUUUUUCUAUUAUAAAUUGAUAUUUCUUCGAAUAGCUUUUCAAAAUCAGUUAUCUUUAGAAAGAAAGGCCCCUACACAAAUAUAUCAUAUAUCUCCUGUUAUAUAUAUACGGGAAAAUAGUGUAGAAUGGUACUUUUUAGCAUUAGGUUUAGAUAAAUAUUAUUUAGUAUAUAUACCAGAUAACUUUGAAGAAAAUAUAACAGAAGAAAAAGAUAUAAAAUUAAUAAUACAUUCAGAGAAAAAAUAUGUUGAUAUAACAAGAAUAUGCCUAAGUAAAAUAAAUGAUAAUUUUUUUGUUUUUGGAUACAUCAAUUUUGAAAGUAAUAUAAGUUAUGAAGAAUAUGAUAUAUUUAUUAGCUUAAAUAAAUAUUUUCGCGAUGAAAUUAUAUCAUAUUCUCAGUUUUUAUCUGGUUCUGACUAUGAAACAAAGGUUGAUUUACUUCAAGAUAAUAUAAUUGUAAAUAAUUUAAAAAAUUAUAUGAAUAUAAAAAAUAUAAUUAUGACAUCUUUUGCCUACAAAGAAAUUACUCCAAGUGAUCAGAUAAAAAAGAAAAUGAAAGAAAAAGAAAAAAAUAAAGAAGAAGAGGAUUAUGAAGAGUCUUAUCAAUCUAACACAUAUUCAGAAUAUAGUGAUUCAUUAAGUAAAGACAAUGAAAAUAAAAAAUCUGAUAUAUCUGAUAAAUCUGAUUCUCAAUCAGACGACGAGUUUAAUAUAUUCAGAAGAAAUACAAAUAAAAAUAAAAGAAAAUUAUUAUUUUUUGUUUUAACAAAGAAUCAUUUAUAUAUUUUUAAAUUUAAUUUUAAGCAUUGGAUAUUUUUAAGUCCAUUCCUUGAUGAUGAAAAAGAUGAUAUACUUCUUUAUGUUGAAUCAAGUUUAGAUAGUGAAGAAAAAAAAAGAAAACUAUUUACAAAUGAUAAAAUAUAUUUAAAAAAUUUCUUAGGAAUAACGGCUAAUAUAACUCAUAGUGGUGAUGUUUCUUUUGUUAGAAAAUGUGCUAUUAGAAAUACUGUAAAACGUUUUUAUCAAAGUAGCAACACAGCUUAUACAAAUGACCAAAUUGUGCUAACAUCCUAUACUACAACCAAUACAACCAAUUUGUCAAAUGAACAGAACAAAGGUAGAAUUAUAAGAAGUGAAGAGGAAUAUGCAGAAAAAAGAAGAUAUGAAUAUGCAAACAACUUUUUACUAAAAAUUAUUCAUAAAUAUAAUAAUGAGUAUUUAAAUAGAAUUAAAUUUUUAAAUAAUUUUGAAAGUAUAAUUUCAUUGAAUUAUAAAAUAAAACAAAAUGAAAGAACUACAGAAAAAAAAAUUAAAAUGGUUUUGUUUGAUGAUUACACAAGAGAACUAUGGAAACGUUCAUUAGCACAUUCUUUAAAUAUUCUUAUGGCAUCAUCGGAAUGGAGAAGAAAGUGGAACUAA
Molecule: messenger RNA, 5109 nt
Organism: Plasmodium relictum
Lineage: Eukaryota; Apicomplexa; Aconoidasida; Haemosporida; Plasmodiidae
Product: conserved Plasmodium protein, unknown function
Exons: 6
Coding region: 1-5109 (1702 amino acids)
Source: RefSeq, a predicted model, not a curated record